AUGGCUCUGCAGGAUGUGUGCAAGUGGCAGGCCCCCGACACCCAAGAAGCCUCACCUCACCUGCCUCAGGCUGGUGGCUGGGCUGUGCCCCAGGGCUGGGACCCUCAAACCUUCCUGCAAAUCCAUGGCCCCAGGCUGGCCCAUGGUACCACGACCCUGGCUUUCCGCUUCCGUCAUGGAGUCAUCGCUGCGGCUGACACGCGGUCCUCCUGUGGUGACUACGUGGCCUGUCCAGCCUCACGCAAGGUCAUCCCUGUGCAUCAGCACCUCCUGGGCACCACCUCUGGCACCUCGGCCGACUGCGCCACAUGGUACCGGGUGCUACAGCGGGAGCUGCGGCUGCGGGCACUGAGGGAGGGUCAGCUGCCCAGCGUGGCCGGCGCCGCCAGACUCUUAUCAGUCAUGAUGUCGCGCUAUCGGGGGCUGGAUCUGUGCGUGGCCACUGCCCUGUGCGGCUGGGACCGUUCCGGCCCUGCCCUCUUCUACGUCUACAGCGACGGCACCUGCCUGCAGGGGGACAUCUUCUCAGUGGGCUCUGGAUCUCCCUAUGCCUAUGGUGUGCUAGAUGGCGGCUACCACUAUGACAUGAGCACCCAGGAAGCCUAUGCCCUGGCCCGCCGUGCUGUGGCCCAUGCCACCCACCGUGAUGCCUACUCGGGGGGCUCCGUGGACCUCUUCCACGUGCGGGAGAGUGGAUGGGAAUAUGUGUCCCGCAACGAUGCCUGGGUGCUGUACUCGGAACUGCGGAAGCUCCCAGGGCCGGGGCCAGAGCAGGAACGGGAGGAGGAGGCCAUCCCGGACAGAGCCGGUGAAGGCGGAGAACCGUCUGUGGCACCAGCCCCGGGGGACUCGAGGAUGCCCGCAGAGGCGCUGUGA
Messenger RNA from Lagenorhynchus albirostris (white-beaked dolphin), 876 nucleotides. RefSeq names its product proteasome subunit beta 11 (gene PSMB11). The coding region runs from base 1 to 876 and encodes 291 amino acids. NCBI's taxonomy places the organism in Eukaryota, Metazoa, Chordata, Mammalia, Artiodactyla, Delphinidae. Gene Ontology annotation, molecular function: threonine-type endopeptidase activity. The record is from RefSeq and is a predicted model, not a curated record. The transcript has a single exon. Gene Ontology annotation, cellular component: proteasome core complex.